Messenger RNA from Brassica napus (rape), 4591 nucleotides. RefSeq lists its product as uncharacterized. The coding region runs from base 375 to 2384 and encodes 669 amino acids. The record is from RefSeq and is a predicted model, not a curated record. Gene Ontology annotation, molecular function: cysteine-type peptidase activity. NCBI's taxonomy places the organism in Eukaryota, Viridiplantae, Streptophyta, Magnoliopsida, Brassicales, Brassicaceae. The transcript is spliced from 10 exons. Gene Ontology annotation, biological process: proteolysis.
ACAGGUACAUGGUCAAAAAAAAAUCUUGGAUUUUUAAGUUAAUGUUUGGAAGCUUUAGAACGUACUCUGGAUUGACUUCGUGAUAAUUUUUACAGAUUGAGAGAGAGCCAUCGGAUGACACGCCUGCCCUUGAUACUCAAGUUUUUACUCCUAAUCUGACAAAAGAGGUAUAUGCUCAAUGACAGUUGGAGUUUACAAUUAGUUUUGGGUGAUUUACAUAUAUAGACCUUUCUAAUUUUUGGCAGAGGGAAACACAAACCUCUACUGAUGAAACGCCACCCAAAACUAAUCAAGAAGAAGGAAAACCAGAUGAUGAGAUUGUGAUUGAGUCACCUGCUGCUCAGACUCAAGUUUUGCAAAAAGAAACACUGGAAAUGAAUGAGACACCUUCUUCUCCAAUAUCUCCAAAGAGUAUUGAGGCUCAAGUUUUUACUCCAAUUCAGAAACAGCAGACGGUAACAGAGGAAACGUAUGAGGCUACACAGCCAUUGACUGAGAUCAUUUCAGCAAACAAUAAAAAGGAGGAUACACAUGCUGUGCAUCACACACCUUCCUCUCCAUUGUCUUCACUAAUUGCACUAGUUAUUGAAGAAAAUAAGAAUGCUUUGAGUGAGACAGAAACUGCGACCCAAUAUUUUUCUACAAGUGAAGGAGAGCAUACACAAUCAAGCAGAAAGAAUCAAGCAGAAGAAUAUCUCAAGGAUACUACAGAACCUACUACUGAGCUAGUUUCCACAGAUGUUUCGAAGACACAGCCUCUUACUCCGCAAACACAGCACCUUCAGACAAGUGAGGGAGAUCAAUCCGAUGAGACACCAUCAGAGCAGAAUCAAGCAGAAGAAAAUCUCAAGGAUACUACAGAACCUACUACUGAGCUAGUUUCCACAUAUGUUUCGAAGAUGCCGCCUAUUACUCAGCAAACAGAGCAUCUUCAGACAAGUGCUAUAGAUUUUUCAGAAACAAACGAGGUUGAAGUAAGCAGGCUUCUAGCUCACUUUCAAAUAGGCGCAGAGGUUGAGAUUUUGUCUACUGAUGACGAAAUAUGGUAUCCAGGAAAGGUUGUUGAUCUUAAACUGUGUGAAGGACUAGAGGAGCUGACAGUUGAGUACACGACACUCUUCACAGACCAACAUAGACUUCAGAAACUUCAGGAUACUAUCACGGCUGACAAAAUACGUCCUGCAACACCAACUAGUGACCAAAAAUCCUUUGAGAUGAUGGAUAAGGUAGAAGCCUUUUACAACAAUGGCUGGAGCAGCGGACAAAUUAGCAUGGUACUUGGUGAUAACACAUACUCGGUGUGUCUCUAUACUUCUAUGGAAACUAUUCUAUUCAAACAUUCAGAUUUGCGAAUUCAUAGAGAAUGGAAAGAUGGAGUCUGGAAGAUGGCAGAUAAGGUGAAGCCUGAUAAGAAAAGGAAAGCUGCUGCCUCAUCACAAAAUUCAGGAAUGGAUAAUGUUUUCCUAAGAAGGAGCGAGAGGGUGCCUAAACGAUCUAGAGACACAAAAACUCCAUUCAAGUCUGACAGAAAUCCGGCUUUAACUGUAAUACCUGAGAUUAUACCUGCAGUUGAUCCGUUUUCAACUCCUGCGGAACAUAAGCUUUCAAGGCUUCAAAAUUGGAUGACAUUAAAGCCCGGCAUGCAUGAAACGUCCCUAUCAAUCAAUGAUAAUAAGAUAAGGAAAUCUUUCUUUCAAAGCAUGGAAAAUGCAAAAAAGGACCUUAAGAAAGAGCACAUUGAUGGAGCCUUUGCAAUGCUAAAUUGCAGAAGAAAUGAGAAUGCUGCUUGGUUCCACAACUACAAGAUUCCAAAGGCGUGCUUCCUACCUAUGGAGUUCUUGCAUUGCUUGCUCUCUGAUGAUUUGGCUUACAAGAAAGAAAAGGUCAAAGGUAAAAAGAUUUUCAACGAUUUAUUUAAAGAUACUGUGAGAGGGAAGGUAUAUCCAGAGAAGACAUGGGGAGAAGAUGUUGAUGUUGUGUAUGGGAUUACUCUUGGAAAAAAAAGCAAUGUCUGGAUUGGGAUGGAAAUUCAUUUGAAGAAGAAAAGAAUCACAGUAUAUGAUUGUUUUCAAAAGGAAAGCAACAGCAUUGAUAUUCCUCAAGUGAAAAAGUUGGCAGUGUUGAUUUCUAAUCUGCUGGUGGAAUCUUCUGGUGAUGAGGUAGAUAAAGUGAAGAUGAUUCCAUUUGAGAUUGAGCAGGCACAAGGUUUACCCAAGACAAAACAUCCUUUCAACUGUGGGAUAUUUCUUGUCAAGAUUCUGGAGUGCCAGUCAUUGAAGAUAGGAGACAUGACAAAGAUUAAUGAUGACAAUGCAUUGGAGCUAAGGAGAACCUUGUCUUGUGAGAUCUUCAACCAAUUUGUGGAUGAGAGCUUUGGGAAAUGAGAAUGAUGCAUGAAAACAUUUUUUGUUUUAGUUAAGACUCGGUUUUAGUUAUGACUGUUUAUUUUGUUAUGUUGUUGGCGUCUGGUUACAUAAGAAAGAUUGGAAGGAUAUCAAGUAUUUUUUUUGGGUAUCAUAUAUCUUGGAAGGUUAAAAUAAUGUUUCUGGAUGGGUUUCCAGAAAAAAAGUUAAGUGUUUCAAAUGUAAAAAAGAAUGAAAUGAGAUUAUAUACUAAGGAUUGGACAUGUAUAUGGUAAGCUUAAAAUUGUGAUGUUUACAGACAACAAAAAUUUAGAACCACAAAGGAUCGAACCCAGAGGGAGAGAGUUUGCGUAUUUGGAUAGUGUGGGAGUUUAGCCACUAGGCCAAGAAGAAUCAUCUGUUAAUGGAUUACAUUUAAUUUUAUUUAACUCCAAACUGUAACACAAAAAAAAAUUAAAAUUGAUUUUGAAUCCACCACAUAUCGAACCCGGGGAUAGAGAGACUUUUGAGUUAUGAAAUGCCUUGGUUUAACCGCUGGUCUGAGGAGAAUCAUCUGUUAAAGAAUAUUACAUAAGCAUACUUAAACCAAUUAAUAUAGGAUAGGUUUCCAAAACAAUACAUUUCGAUUGAAAAAAGACAAAACUCUUGCCGUCUCAACACUCUCGCCGUUUCAAACUUCUCGAAUCUCACUCGUCUCCGCCUCUCGAAUCUCUCUCUCAUCUCCAUAUCUCUCGAUCUCCGACGAAAACCCAUCUCCAGAACUCUCUCUCUCUCGAUCUUUUACGCGAGCUCUCUCUAUUCUCCGAGAAAAACCAUUUCUAGAGCUCUAUCUCUUUAAGGUAUGUUGCAGAUUCAACCUUAUGUGUGUUUUCUUUCUGAGAGAUUGGUCUCCUGGUUUUUGCUUGUGUAUAGACUUGCUCGUUUUAACCUAAUAUGAUUGGUAGAAUUCUAGUUCAUGUGAAAGCAUGUGUAUAGACUUCAGGAAGGAUUUGUAUUGUUUCAGGAAACCCUUCCUGAAAAUUGGAUUUUAAUUAAUUUAGACAAAUAAAAUUUUUCUUGUUUACGCAGGAUAGAAACAAGAUGGGAGAUCCAUUACCAUUAAGACUAGCACUGCCUGAGCUGAGGUAUCCGAUUGGAUCAGAGCCAGAGAAGACGAUAUCGAUAAACCAACACUCGAUAGUUGCUUAUAUCAAAACUGUUAAGGAAAUUCUAGGAAAUGAUGAGUUCAACAGAAUAAGAGGGACGUUUUUGGGACCGGUGAUCAAGCUUGGAGAGAGGUCUUUGAAAUUAUCAGCUAAGAUAGUGCACGCAGUUCUCACCAAAAGCAUCAAGACAGUGAAGAGACACGAAGCAUGGUUCCAUUUUGGUGCUCAGCCAAUGAGGUUCUCUAUAAGAGAAUUCCACAUGGUGACUGGUUUGAAAUGUAGUGGUGAAGCAAGAGAACCACGAGAGGAAACCGAGAAAUUUAAGUGGGACUUCCUAAAAGGGCGUACUCAUACAGUAAAGGACGUGGAGAAGCAGCUCAGAAACACAAGAGAAGAUGCUUCUGAUGAGAGAUUCUGCCUUGCAAUGCUCCUCCUGAUUGAGAGCAUACUACUACAGAAGAGCCUUCUCGACGGUGGCACAACUUUUACUUUGGAUUAUGUGAAAAUAGCGCAGGAUAUGGAUGUCUUGAUGACAUACCCAUGGGGGAGAACAGCUUAUAAUUUGCUGUUAAAAUCACUUCAGAGAGCUGUCGACAAAAGCCUCGACAAAAACAAUUAUGAUUUGCAAGGAUUCCCUAUGGCAUUUCUUAUAUGGAUACUUGAGUCAGUACCUUUGCUACAGUAUGCAUUCAGUCAAGUUGUUCCUAUUCUGAGCGUUCAACCGUCUACCCCAAUAUUUUUGUGUGAGAAGUACCUUCAAAUAGCUUCUCCACAGCUGAUAGAUGUUCUCCUAAUUGAAAUCAAAGAUCAUGUAAGUUUUUACAUUAUUUUUUUCUUGUUUCUGUUUUGCCUUAUGAUUCUCCAUUUAAAAGCUAAUUAUUUUUAUGGUUUCAGCUUAAGGUCACAUGCAUCCUACCUCCUAUUUCUAAUGAUCCAGAAGCUGAUGUUUGCAUGGAAGACGAAGCUAAUAAAGAUCUGGAUGACAUGGCCGAUUUAUCCAAGAGAGGUUAUAAGUUUAAAAUUAGAGAUUGGCGAAACAUGUCAGUAGACCUAUACGGUGCUAAUGAACAAAUAAGAAGAGCA